AUGCACUGCUGCGGCGGCAUCCUCAUCUGCCACUGCUUGAAGGCGGCCAUGAGCAAGGAGGCGGACUACGUCGUGUGCAACCCCGCGACGGAGGAGAUGUGGGCCGUGCUGCCCGUGCCCUCCAAGAACCUCAGCACCGCCCACCUGUGUUUCGACCCGGCCGUCCCCCGCUGUUUCAAGGUGUUCCUGUUCGUGCAAAGUUUUGAGGGGAUCCAGAGGGUGGAGGUCUACUCUUCGGAGACCGGGCAGUGGACCUCCAUGCAGAGCCAGUGGAGCCAUGAUAUUCUCCUCAUGGGGAAGCAUUCAGAAUGUGUAUUCUUCAAUGACACCCUGCAUCUGGUUGCCGACAAUAUGAUCGGGUUUAUGAUCCAGGAGGGGAAAGUGAUACGCUCCAUGGUUACAGUGCACACGGAGGGGAAAGCCUGGAGGAGCAUCAGAAUGCCGGAUGACAUCCAUAAUGGUUUCAUCGGGCAGUCACAGGGGCGCAUAUACGCCACACGCUUAGAAAACGGAGAUGAUUGUUGUCUAUCGGUCUGGGUUCUUAAAGAUUAUGCUACGGGAGAGUGGACUCUGAAGUGUACCGCCAGCAUUCCCGAACUGCUAGGAAGGCCUCACCGCAGGCACAGCGAACUCUACACGUUGGUCGCGAUCCAUCCCGAGUGCAGCUUGAUCUAUCUAGCAGGCGGGGUGAGGCUGGAAAACACACUUAUGUCGUACGAUAUGGAUAGCGGUGAGUUGCAGAUCCCUUGGGCGAAAUCUGCUUGCAUGGUGUCAAACAACACCAAUACGUGCUACACUGAGAACAGGGUUAUAUUUUAUUUGCCUUUUGUAGGGGAAGAGAAUAACACAACUGCACAACUCAUUAAGUGA
Messenger RNA from Triticum turgidum subsp. durum (durum wheat), 870 nucleotides. Lineage: Eukaryota; Viridiplantae; Streptophyta; Magnoliopsida; Poales; Poaceae. The record is from the annotation of a GenBank genome assembly.